UUAGGGACAUCUUCGGUUACGAGACCCCUGUUUGAUUCCUUUGUUUAUCCUGUCUUUGUCUGGGAAAGAUAUAAAUCCCCCUUCUCCUCCCUUCUCCGCCCAAGUGCAUUAAAGGCUUUACAUCAAGAAUUCGGCCCAACCCAAAUACAACUCACACGAAUUCUGCUCCUCGUGACGAACACUUACUGGACGAGACUCGCCGCUUCGAACAAAGAGCCUUUGCCAUGCAAACUAUAUCACCGGCAUCGACACCCUCCCCGUCUCCGCCUACAUCGGCGUUGAAUACACCUCCGAAUGACAAAUCUGCGGUCCAAACACUUCCUUCAUUUGCUACCGCGGCCAAGACGGGCGCCACGAGUUCGUUUUCUGGCCGCUCCAGCGUGUCGGGAAAGAACUUUUCUCAUGCGCACGACGGUUCUAAACACGGCCGCGAGCGUGGAAGACCCAUUGCUUGCUUAUUUGUUGCGAGCUUAAAUUCUGCCCGAAGCGAACAAGAGCUGGCCACAGCAGUGGAAAACCACUUUAAACGAUGGGGUCCACUGUUGCACGUUAAGGUCCUUAAAGAUUGGCUGCAGCGCCCUUAUUCGUUUGUGCAAUUCCAAAAUCAAGAAGACGCUUCUCGCGCGCUCGCCGAAGCUCACAACACACUUCUUGACGGUCGCUAUAUUCGCGUAGAACAAGCGAGGAUGAACAGAACCAUUUGGAUUGCGCACCCUACUAUUCAGCCAAAGCUGCAGGAUGUGCGCUCGCUGCUACAACCGUUUGGCGAGCUUGAGGAGCUUACUGCGACCAUAGACAGACCCGGGUUUCUCGCUCGAUUUGCAUACCGGGACGAUGCGAUUUCAGCGUUUAGUAGCCUUCGUCAUUCCGUAUGGUCGGUCGAGUGGGCACAGAAUUCGUCUGCUUCUUCACCGCAAGGUGAAAACGGCGCCAGCAACGGCCACGUAAAGCAUGCCGCCAUGCAGCGCAGUGCGAGUCACCCAGAUUCGCUCUCAAAGUCCCCUGCACCACAAGCAAUUGUUAACAGAAACAAGUCCACCGGCAACCUUUCGAAUGUCGGGUCUGCUCCUGCUUCCUCACAUGUUCCGACGACGCAGCGGGACGUUUCCAGUUCUUCAUCCUCGCCUCGCAUGCCUGCGCAAUCAGCACCCAUGCCCGUCCCUAAUGCACCCGCUCCCAUGGAAAAUGUACUUGCGGGUGCAAUGAUUUCACCCACUCAAGCUGGCCCACAUCCAAUGUUCGCACCCGCGCCAGCCAUGCCGCCUACGAUUGAUCCGUUUUCUAUUUUUGCUGGUCAGUUAGACCCGACACAUUGCUCUCGUGAGCUUUUAAUUGAUCAUUUCUCAAAGUUUGGAAAUGUCGUGGAUUGCAAGCUAAUUCACCAGGGCCGCAAGUCUGCAUUCGCGUUCGUCCGCUUUGAUACGCAGGCAGCAGCAAUGAGUGCUGUGUCUUCUGAAAACAAGCCUGUUUUCCAACAAAAGCCCAUUCGCGUUCAAUUCCGUCAAAUCCGGAGCGUCCCUGGUCCUAUGUCAAUGCCGGGCUGCUGCUACGGCAUGUACCCUCCUUCCGCACAGUUCAUGCCUCCGACAAUUGUGGGCGUCGGCCCUAACGGUAUGCCAGUUGGCAGCCCUAUAAAUAUGUCCAUGGGUCCAAUGUAUCCUUACGUUACACCGGAAAUGUGCAUGCAGGGAAACUUCUUUUACUAUGGUCAGGGUGCUUUACCAAUGACCCCGGCGCCUUCAUACUGAAUGAACGGUCCUAAUUCUGUGGACCACACAGGACGGCCUGCGUAUACGAUGUAGCGAUGCUCAACACAUGAACCUACCUUUUGUUAUGUUGCAUUGCGGCGCACACGUUUGCCUCCACGUAACACACAUACACACACAAACAUGUUACCACUUCAUCGUUGUCACCUUUCCAAGGUGGGCGACCCCGACAAGGCGUUGGAGAGUGUUGGUUCGACGCGCCUUCUUUCGUUUAUGUUCCCUUCUGUCUUCUGUGUGCAUAAGUUUCUCACUGGCUUUCUUUUUCUUCUUUUUUCUACAUUUUUUUAUUUGGUUCCCCUCGUCCCGUCCCAUCGAUUGUCCGCAUACCUCAUUGCCGGACCGACGCUUCUUUACCGCGCCAUCUCCGACACUACAGUGAAAACACUGACGACGACAAGCAACAAAGUGAGGGCGGUUAAGCCCAAGCUUGUUUGCUGUUGUUUUCGUCGCGAACAGUAAGUGAACACUGUGCGUACCUGUCGUGUUAAUUUCCCCCGUUUAUAAUCAUGAGGUGGACUCAUGAUCCAUCUACCGUUUAUGUCUUCUGUAUGGUAUUGAAUAUUUAAUUUGAGUUACACAUAAA
Molecule: messenger RNA, 2349 nt
Organism: Schizosaccharomyces japonicus yFS275
Lineage: Eukaryota; Fungi; Ascomycota; Schizosaccharomycetes; Schizosaccharomycetales; Schizosaccharomycetaceae
Product: RNA-binding protein M
Exons: 1
Coding region: 225-1748 (507 amino acids)
Biological process (GO): negative regulation of conjugation with cellular fusion; negative regulation of gene expression
Molecular function (GO): nucleic acid binding; RNA binding
Source: RefSeq, a predicted model, not a curated record